Lecanosticta acicola is the source of this 1706-nucleotide messenger RNA. Lineage: Eukaryota; Fungi; Ascomycota; Dothideomycetes; Mycosphaerellales; Mycosphaerellaceae. The record is from the annotation of a GenBank genome assembly.
AUGGCGUCCUCUGGAGAGGCAGAGCAACGACUGCUCCAAGAAGACCACGGCGAAGGGAGAAUAGAGAUGGAGUUGAUGGAUGCAACGGAAAGCUCACACAUUUCAGAUCGCGAGCAUGGCACUAUUUGCGGACUGCUCUACAUUUCGCAUUUCCUCUCGGCGUGGAACUCUCGGGUUUUCGAAUUCGGCGCCUUCCUCUUCCUCGCCAACAUCUAUCCUCAGACGCUUCUUCCCGCGUCAGUUUAUGCGUUGGCCAGGGCAGCCUCAGCGGCACUACUCUCGCCAAUGCUGGGCUCCUACCUUGACAGGACGAAUCGUUUGCACGCGGUUCGACUAUCGAUAGGCAAGCUUCGGAAUUCACCACCUUCAACGAAGCAGCUCUUCUGACUCUCUCGGCAGUGAGCCAACGAGUUGCUGUCGCAAUUUCAUGCAUCUUGUUGUUCUUGAUGGCAGAAUAUUCGUACCUUCGAGAAGGCAUCUUGACAUAUGUUGGAUGUCUUUCAGCCCUCUCGCUUCUUGCCUGCGUAGAGAAGCUCGGGUCCGUGUUGAACACCAUCUCGGUGGAGAGAGAUUGGGUCGUCACUGUGGCCUGUGGUCACGAACAGCGAUUGCAGUGUAAGACCCUGUGACCUGGCCUGGCUCCUAAGAGCGGAAUCCUCAUACUAACAAUUGGAGAAGCGCUGAAUUCGCGAAUGCGCCGCAUUGACCUCUUUUGUAAACUUAUUGGUCCUCUGACAGUUGCGCUCGUCGACAGUGCGUCGCCCAAGAUUGCAGUUGCGAUAACAGGUGGAAUGACAGUAGCUUCUGUGUAUCUUGAAUAUCACUCGAUUGCACGAGUGUACAACGCUGUCCCGGAAUUGAAGCGUCCCAAGGAGGUCAAGCACCAAGGCUUUUCUCGAUCAACGGGCUUCUGGACUCGAGCCAAAGCAACAAUGUCUGGUGCAGCGAUUUACGCUCGACAUCAGGCGUUCUUGCCGUCCUUUUCGCUUGCUCUACUCUAUCUCACUGUUUUAUCGUUUGCUGGUCAAAUGAUCACCUACCUGGUCGCCCUUGGUCUGUCAUCAAGCCUGAUUGGCGUGCUUCGCGGAAUCUCGGCUCUGUUUGAAAUCUCAGCGACCUGGAUAGGACCACGAGUCAUGGAUCGUAUUGGACCGAUCCGAGGAGGUAUCUGGUUCAUCAAUUGGCAGAUCAUGUGUGUCGCAAUCGCGUGCGUCUUCCUCUGGGUGGAUUCGCAUCCCAAAGUCGCGGCCUUUGGAACUGUCUGUGCUGUGAUUGCAAGUAGGGUUGGCCUCUGGGGAUUUGAUCUGAGUGCUCAGAUCAUUGUACAAGAAGUAAGCCCAAGUCGCGUUAUCACGGUCUAUGUUGGAUUCUGGUCACCCGGGAUUCUGCUGACGUCCUGUUAGGAAGUCGAGUCUGAACAUCGCGGCACGUUUUCUUCACAAGAGUUUGCACUGCAGAAUAUAUUCGAAAUGCUUGCAUUCGCCUCGACGAUCAUGUUUCCCCGGCCAGAUCAAUUCAGAUAUCCAGCGACCAUCAGCGCUGCGGCCGUUACUCUGGCGGGUGUGCUUUACGCUCUGUUUGUUCGCAGCAGGCGAGGCCAUCUGGUCCACUUCUCGUCGUGUGCAGACCGGCAUGGAAGGAGGAAAGACCAUCAUCAUUGGUGGAUGCGGAUAUCCAAUCGAGACUCGAGCGACACUGGGCUAUGA